AUGAUCAACAAGAAGAUGACGAAGCUGCAAGAGAUGAAGCAGUUGGACUACGUUGGCCUAUUACUCUAUUGCUCUGGUUUGAUAUUGCUCCUCCUUGGUUUUACCUGGGCCCAGGGCACAUAUCCGUGGAAGAGUUCCCAUGUUAUCGCCACUAUCAUUGUUGGCGCUGUCGUGCUGAUAGCUUUUACACUAUAUGAAAUCUAUGUGCCUUUGUCGCAACCUCUCAUGCCCAUGAAGCUCCUCAAGAUUCGCAAUUUUGCUGCCGUUGUAAUUGUCGGAUGCGUCGGGCAAAUGGUCUUCUAUGCAUUGAAUACCCUGUGGCCCCCUGCAAUUUCCGUUUUCUUCACGACCGACAAUAUUAAAAUUGGUCUGAUGUCGAGCACCACUGGUAUCAGCCUAGCAUUGGGCGAAGUUAUUGUUUCGCCAUUCUUCAAGCUUGUGGGUCGACCAAAUUGGCAACUUACAAUUGCAAGUGCUACACUGGCGCUUUUUGCCGCCCUCAUGUCGCUCGUUGAUCAGCACCAACAGGCCCUUGGUAUUGCACUUACCGUCCUCGCGGGUGUCGCUGUGGGUUGGAUUGAAGCUGUAGCAAUCAUCAUUGCUGGUCUCGUGGUCGAACCCCAGGAUAUUGGUGCCGGCCAAGGUUUCUUUGCCUCUAUGCGAGCUGUGACUGGAACAAUCGCCUGUAAGUUGCUUAAAUGGGACACUGGUCUCCAUGUGAUUGUUCUAUAG
Phaeoacremonium minimum UCRPA7 is the source of this 732-nucleotide messenger RNA. RefSeq names its product putative trichothecene efflux pump protein. Gene Ontology annotation, molecular function: transmembrane transporter activity. The transcript has 5 exons. Bases 1 to 732 code for a protein of 243 amino acids. Gene Ontology annotation, biological process: transmembrane transport. Lineage: Eukaryota; Fungi; Ascomycota; Sordariomycetes; Togniniales; Togniniaceae. The record is from RefSeq and is a predicted model, not a curated record.